Penicillium lagena is the source of this 3084-nucleotide messenger RNA. It is a transcript of the gene nut1, whose product is annotated as putative RNA polymerase II mediator complex subunit Nut1. Gene Ontology annotation, cellular component: mediator complex. The coding region runs from base 1 to 3084 and encodes 1027 amino acids. Lineage: Eukaryota; Fungi; Ascomycota; Eurotiomycetes; Eurotiales; Aspergillaceae. The transcript is spliced from 6 exons. The record is from RefSeq and is a predicted model, not a curated record. Gene Ontology annotation, molecular function: transcription coregulator activity. Gene Ontology annotation, biological process: regulation of transcription by RNA polymerase II.
AUGCAGCCAAAGAUGGCCUUCUCCGAACAGUGGAGGACCUUCCUCCACCAAUGUUUGGCGCAUCGAAUAGAUGUAGACGAGUUCAAAGACCUGUCGAAACUGAUGCUCUCCCGCUCCCCCGUGGACGAGGAAGAGCUUCUGAAUCUGCUGUUAGAGUCUCGGACUACGACCACCAUCACCUGGGAUCCCUUGCUCCCACUUUACGUCGACGCUCUCUGCAAGAUUGGCCACGCCAAACCAUCGACAGCGUUGACGUGUCUUUUGAAACAUUCCUCGAUCCUUGAUUUGGGCUCUGAUGCUCAGCCGAAGCGCAAGCACAAAGCGUCCACGCUCAUGACGGAUAUAAAAAUUAUCCAGGAUGUCAUGCUCUCGAUCUCCACGGGAAACGUCCCCAAGACCGUCGCCGAAGUCGCGGAAAUCUACUCUGCAACUGUGGACUGGAUUAUGGCCGUUGUGUCCUGGCACAACAACAAUCUAGAAGUCUCUCAGCAGGCCGGUGGCAUGAUGGGCUCUCCUGAUGCGGUGUCGUUAUUCGAGUCCCUUGGCAUUCUGCUUGCUGCCCUGUCUGGCACGGGGAAGGGCCUGGAGGCUCUUUCAAGCGAUUACCAGCAAGGCAUGAAAACCAAACUUGGCCAAGCUCUUUCCGCCUACCUGCCCCUUUGUGUGGACAUCUCUUUGCCUCUGCGACAGCGGCUGGACGCAGUGCAGAAGGAAUUCAACCUUUUCGGUGAUCAACCUUCUAAACCAUUAGAACAUCCAGCGAUUGAUGAGAUGAAUGUGAAUGCCCUCCAGUUUGAGUCAUCUAUCAUGGAUGGCCCAGUUAUAAAUGCUAGAGCUGGUCUCUAUGUAUAUAUCAACGCCUUGCUUGUGGGCCGACCGCUGGCUGAUGACUCGAUGUUGAUCAACUACCUCACAAACCGAUACGGGGGACACUAUGAAGUUCUCAUUGAGGAAUUAAUCACCGCAACCUUUGACGUUCUAUCUAACGGUGUAUAUCGAAACGAAUCCAGUCGGACCAUGUUCUUGUUUCGGGCUUUCCUGGUGAACAAACUGCCUGCCUUCUUCGCCGCCAUGUCGGCAGCAUCCAUGGUGCCAAUUCCCAUGGAACUUUGCAUCAGUCAAGCAUUGAGCCGGCUCGACCCAAACGCAUUCCCCUCUUUCUCGCAAAUGUUCUCUAUGCAAGGAAGUAGCGUUCUGUCCGAUGCUCGCCAGGAAUUCCUAUUUGCCUGCGCAUCGCACCGGCUUAUUCCCGAAUCCAGCAUUGAGCGACUGCUUGGAGAGAACCCCAUGCAAACGUUGCCUGUUGGUGGACCGUAUAUAAAGGACGAGCUUGUGGCUCAGAUAAAUACUAACUUUGAACGUGCCGACCAAUUGAUUGGUGAACUCGAGUCAAUGGAGGGCAACGCAGGCGCCAUAGUCGGAGCAAUCACCGAGGUUAUAUAUAAUCUUUGCAACCAGAAAGAGACAGUGACACUCAAAAACAUUUGCAACGCGCUUUCGCGUCGUCCGCACGCAAUGGACGUUGUUCUUCUCUUCCGGUCGGCGAAGCAAUUCUUACAGCCCCUCUGCACUCUGCUAGAUUCAUGGCACUGGGAUGAGGAUCAGAGUGAAAACCAGCCUGUAUAUGAUGAAUUCGGCAGCAUCCUGUUGCUGGUCCUCGCUUUCAAGUUUCGUUAUGAUAUGAGUGCUUCUGAUAUCGGAGUCUCAGGAAAUGGGUCAUUUUUGCUGAAACUCCUGGAUGGAGGAUCCUACAGCCAGAAACUGGCUGAGCUGACCGACAAGCAGAACAAGGAUCUCGGGUCAUGGAUUGCUGCUUUGUUCAUUGCGGAGGGUAUCAGCGAAGAAACGAUGUCGAGCUGCAGUCCUCAGGAAUUUUACAUGCUUGUGGCGACGCUAUUUGACCAAAGCCUUGGUGCUUGCGAGUCAGGGAAGUUGGAUUUUGAGACAUUGAAAGGAGGAUUCGAAUAUUUGCUUGAACCUUUCCUUCUACCAUCCUUGGUCUUUGCCUUGACCUGGCUGGGCAAUCACAUUUGGGAGUCGGAAAUAGACCCGACGAUCGCACUGAAGACACUUCACUCCCUGGUGAAGCCCAGUUCCAUCUCCGGCGAGGCCCAGGCUAUCCAUCGGACUGUUCUGAACAUCACCGGGCGCCUACUUGAAGAACAACUCAAGGACGUCCGAACCAGACACACCUCUCGCUCUGACAUCAAACCAAUCCUAGACGCCCUUGAGCCUUAUCUCUCUUUUCAACGCAUAGGCAGCUGUCACCGUUCAGAGCUUGAUACUUGGACCGGGCAUACCGCCGGCGGUCUGGUAGGUAGCAUCCGCACUACCUUACAGUCUCUCGUCCUUUGGAGCGCCAGCCCGGACAUCAACACGGCACCCCAUUCCUAUACACACCGCCAACUUGUAGCCGGUGUUCGCAUGCUGGGGUCCACGCGCGUGCUCGGCGCUAUCUUGGACGAGCUCAAGCAGCAAUCCCAAGCUGGCAGUGGUGAUCUGGCACUCGACAUCGCCGCAACUAUGAUCUGCGCGUCCAUGGCGGAGUCCUUUGCUGUAGACCAAAACAGUUACCAUCCUGUUGACUCAACAAAGGAAUCCCUCCCUCGGUGUCCCAUCCUGACACUCAGAGACGCCCUCGCCCUGCAGCACGAGAACGUGCCCAAGAUCUCUGAAAAGGACCCCUUACGAGCAGAGAUGAUCGUGCGUCUCUGGCGCCGCGUCAAUGUUCUCAUGGCGCCUCCGUCCCAGGUCUCAAAUAUUGACGUAAGCAAUAUCAUCAAUAACAUGCACAUCGGCGUCGAUGGACAGGAUCGUAUGGACCUCGGGCCAUCUGCUGCCGGUGUGGGAGACAAUACUGUCGUUGAUGACGAUCCGGAUAAUAUCAAUCAGAUGCUGGACAAGGCGGCCGCGGCUGCCGCUGCCGCUGCCGUCGACAUGGAAAGCGGCGUCGGUGUUGGGCAGGAUAUGGGGCUUGACGGUGGCGGUGCGGGCAUGGAUGCUAUUGACGAUGUGCUCAAUGCCGCCGACAUGGCCGUUGGCAAUCCUGAGUUCCUGGAUCUGGAUAUGGAAGGGAUGUUCUAA